Penicillium longicatenatum is the source of this 366-nucleotide messenger RNA. RefSeq lists its product as uncharacterized. Bases 1 to 366 code for a protein of 121 amino acids. Lineage: Eukaryota; Fungi; Ascomycota; Eurotiomycetes; Eurotiales; Aspergillaceae. The record is from RefSeq and is a predicted model, not a curated record. The transcript has a single exon.
AUGGACCCUCCUCAAGAGCAAGCGGAGAAGGUAUCCGAGGCAAAGUCGGCAUUUGCUACUGCCCGGCAAACACAUACAGGGGAAAUCACAUCAGAGGCUCCCGUCUCCAACGAAGAGAAGUCUGCUACCCAAUCCCCCAAGGAACCAGCACCAACGCCAGUUCCAAGGACUGCGUCCCCGGUCGUGCCCGAACCGGAGCAAAUCACAAGACGAAUCAUGAAAGUAGUAUUCGCUCCUUGGACUGCUGGACCGAGGGAGCCGGGGGUCGAUGGAGAUGCAACUGGAUCAAUACCAAGGCCACGAAUUAGUGAGACAGGAUUUGAAAUUUGGAAAGGAGGACUGCGGAGCAUCGAGCCGGAAAAGUAA